AUGGAGGGAAGUCAGACGUUUCAGGGACAACGUGAUCCUUACACCUGGUUCACAGAGUCUCAGCUCCAGUCUGUCAUCAGGAACGGUGUAGUCCCGGAGUGGUUUCAUGGGAUCAUUUCCAGAAAGACAGCAGAGGAACUGCUAAUGGCUAAGCCACCGGGUUACUUCCUCAUCAGAGUCAGCGAGAGCAGGAUCGGCUACACUCUCUCGUAUCGCGCCGAGGACCGCUGCAGACACUUUAUGAUUGAUGCACUGGAAAAUGGCUCUUACAUCAUAGUGGGGGAAAACAGGUAUCACCGGUUUCUGCAUGACCUGGUGGACUUUCAUCGUAGAACUCCCAUCAUACCUUUCACUCAAGUGCUGACUGUUCCUUGUGGACAGGCUUCUAAUGACAAGACUGACUAUGCAGAACUACUGUUUCGCUCAAGAGGUCCAGACUCCAGGGCCAGUUUGCCACCAAACAACUCCCAGGUUCCCAACAUAAAUCAGUCAGGAUCCAGAGAAGAUAUCCCACCCGCCCUUCCUCACCGCCCAAAUUAUUUAGGAAACUCGCCAAUUUUGCCUCAAAAAAGCCAAACAAAUAGACUCUACCCUUCUUUGGAAGAUGAGUUUCAACACAAUACCUCUCCACCUCCAGCACUGCCUGUGCUAACACCCAGGAAGAAAUAUAGAGGUGAUAAUCCUCCAUCCAACCAGCCUCCCGAAGUCCCUUUUCGAGACUGCAUGGCUCCGAAGCAGAAUCAGGCUGUCAGAACAGUCUCUGCACCUGAGAAUCUGCCCACGUUUGCAGGCUACGAACAACCGCCCACUACCAACAACCAGCAAGUGAGGAAUCAAGAAGUAAAGCCGUCAGUCGUCACCAACCUAAAGAACCUCAAGAAGAAAUUCCAAAAGAAGAGGGGCCCGUUGCAGGAUAAUUCAUACGCAGAGAUUAACACUGAGGCAAUUGACAGGGGUGAAAAUGGUGAGCACGAGUACCAGGAGAUCAUGGGGGAUCUGACCUUUUGUGAUCCACCACUUUCCUCCAGCUGCACUCCUGUGAAGCUGACUGACGACGUGUUACCCUUAGAAUAUAUGCCACCUCCACCUUUUGCUCCAGGCUACGGACCCACAUGA
Messenger RNA from Pelmatolapia mariae (spotted tilapia), 1116 nucleotides. RefSeq names its product hematopoietic SH2 domain containing (gene hsh2d). Gene Ontology annotation, cellular component: cytoplasm. Bases 1 to 1116 code for a protein of 371 amino acids. The record is from RefSeq and is a predicted model, not a curated record. Lineage: Eukaryota; Metazoa; Chordata; Actinopteri; Cichliformes; Cichlidae. The transcript has 5 exons.